UCACCACUAGGUAGCCGCAUAAGGAUUGAGCAACAUUAGAUAUGUCUCAGGCUCUCAAUUCAUCACUCCCGACAAUCACUAUACUGUUAUCUUUCUUGACACUUUUUGCAUGUGCUUCUUCAUCACAUGGCAUUGGCACCACGCUUGGUGACGAAUCCAGUGAGGACUUCCAGGCCCUCCUUUGUCUCAGGAACCACCUUUCUAACCAUGCGGAAGCCCUUGCCUCGUGGAACAGUACACUGCAGUAUUGCAGUUGGCCCGGUGUCACCUGCGGCAAGAAGCAUGCAUCUCGCGUGAGAGCAAUUGACCUUGAAUCGCUAGGGCUGGACGGCCAAAUACCGCCAUGCAUCGGUAAUCUCACUUUUCUCAGAAGAAUCAACCUCCGGGGUAAUCUGCUGAAUGGUAGAAUCCCACCUGAGGUAGGCCAUCUGGAUCGUCUCGUUCAUUUAAACCUUCAAUCGAACAAGUUUACUGGUCAAAUACCGUAUUCUUUAUCUAAUUGCUCUAGCCUUCAGAUCAUUGAUCUCGGGAACAACUCCUUCCAGGGGGACAUCCCGCCAGGUUUGGCCAACUGUGUAAAUCUAACAGAGGUCUACCUCGAUAGCAACGUGCUCCAUGGAAGCAUUCCGGUUGGGUUCGGCGUGCUUCCUAAGCUUUCAAUUCUAUUUCUUCCUAGCAACAACUUGACUGGACAUAUUCCUUACUCACUUGGAAGCAGCCCAUCACUCACCUAUGUCAACCUGACGCACAACAGCCUAACUGGAGGCAUCCCACCUCUCCUUGCAAAUAGUUCAUCCCUUGAAGCUUUGGACUUUGAACACAAUGACCUCUGUGGCGAGAUACCUCCAGCUCUCUUUAACAGUUCCUCUCUUGUACUCAUAAACUUUAAACAAAAUAAUCUCUUUGGGUCUGUUCCACAUUUCUCACACACCUCACCACUGAUAAGUCUCGACCUGACCUUCAAUAAUCUCGCUGGCGAAAUUCCUUCCUCUGUAGGAAACUCUUCUUCCCUUUUCGAGCUUUUGCUUGCAGGGAAUCGCUUGCAAGGACACAUACCGUGGACUCUUAGUAAAUUACCACAGUUGCAAACUUUAGACCUCAAUUUCAACGAUCUCUCAGGAUCCGUCCCAGAUUCUCUCUACAAUAUAUCCGCACUCGCAUACUUUGGCAUGGGUGGUAACGGCCUCGUUGGAGAAAUUCCAGAAGACAUUGGCCGUACUCUUCCAAACAUCGAAGCAUUCGUUGCUCGAGAAAAUAAAUUCCGAGGUCGUAUUCCAGAUUCAAUGGUCAAUGCCACAAGUCUUCAGGUAAUUGAUCUCGGUGAUAAUGCAUUCCAUGGUAUUGUUCCUUAUUUUGGGAACUUGCUCAACUUGACCACUCUAGAUCUAAGCAAGAACCAGCUCGAAGCCGGAGACUGGAGUUUCCUUCCCUCUCUCGCCAGUUGCACAAAGCUAGUAAGGUUACAGUUAGAUACAAACAACCUACAUGGGAACCUGCCAAAUUCCAUCGGCAGUCUUCCCAAAAGCUUACAGGUUUUGGUGUUAACAGACAAUAAAAUUUCUGGCCCGAUACCACAUGAGAUAGGGUGCCUCACAAACCUCACACUUCUUUACAUGGGCCAAAAUCUGCUAUCUGGAAACCUCCCAAACUCGCUUGGAAACCUUCCACACCUGUUCGUUCUAAGCUUAUCCCAAAACAAACUAUCUGGGCAAAUACCACCUUCAGUUGGAAACCUCAGUCAACUAAGUGAGCUCUACUUGCAGCAAAAUCAUCUGAGUGGGUCCAUCCCAGUAGCUUUAGCACAAUGCAACAAGUUACACACCUUAAACCUCUCCUGCAACUCCUUUGACGGAAAAAUACCAAAAGAACUCUUUACUCUUUCCACACUUUCUGAAGGUCUUGACCUCUCUUACAACAAACUCUCUGGACCUAUACCAAUGGAAAUUGGAGGGUUAAUCAAUCUUUCCCCACUCAAUAUUUCCAAUAACCAGUUGACCGGAGAAAUUCCCUCAACUCUGGGUGGAUGCCUCCAUUUGGAGUCCCUCCACCUUGAAGGGAAUCUACUUGAUGGGCGGAUCCCUCAAUCGUUCAACCAAUUGAGAGGCAUAAGUGACAUGGAUCUUUCUCGAAACAGCUUAUCUGGUCAAAUUCCAGAUUUCUUUGUCGAGACCUUCGGAUCCAUGUCACUUCUCAAUUUAUCAUUCAACAACCUGGAGGGACCCGUACCAAUUGGCGGGAUCUUCCAAAAUGCAAGCAAGGUGUUUGUCCAAGGUAACAAAGAGUUGUGUGCCGUUUCGUCGCCACUAAAACUGCCACCUUGCCACACAGCUGCAUCUAAACAAAAGCACACCUCCAACAUACUCAAGAUGGUUGGAAUUUCUGCUCUUUCUAUGGUCCUGCUAUCAUGUAUUGGAGUCGUAUUUAUGAAGAAGGGAAGCAAGGCCAAACAAGCAGCACUUCCAUCAGUCAAGGGGUUCAAGAAGAUGGCCUAUGCUGAUUUAGUGAAAGCAACAAAUGGUUUCUCUUUAGCCAACUUGGUUGGCUCAGGAAACUAUGGGUCCGUGUACAAAGGUAGAAUUGAGUCUGAAGAACAUGCAGUUGCUAUCAAAGUUUUCAAACUUGAUCAACUUGGAGCAAUAAAGAGCUUCCUUGCUGAGUGUGAGGCCUUGAGGAACACUCGUCAUCGUAACCUUGUAAAGGUGAUCACUGUGUGUUCAACAAUAGAUCGUGAAGGACAUGAGUUCAAAGCUCUUGUUCUUGAAUAUAUGGUUAAUGGAAACCUGGAAAGUUGCCUCCAUCAAACACCCCACGACCAUUAUCCGAAAAGGCCGUUGAGUUUGGGUUCAAGAAUUGUAAUAGUGGUAGACAUAGCUGCUGCUUUGGAUUACCUCCAUAACCAUUGCAUGCCUCCUAUGGCCCACUGUGAUCUCAAGCCUAGCAAUGUCCUUCUCAAUGAUGCCAUGGGUGCAUGUGUUGGCGACUUUGGAUUGGCCAAGUUCCUGCACACUUACACUUCUUCGGAGACUUGUAAUUCUACAAGCUUAGUGGGGCCAAGAGGAUCAGUUGGAUACAUUGCACCAGAAUAUGGAUUUGGGAGUAAAGUAUCAACAGAGGCCGACGUUUACAGCUAUGGAAUCAUCAUCUUAGAAAUGCUCACUGGGAAGCGUCCGACUGAUGACAUGUUCAACGAUGGCCUCAACCUGUACAAGUUUGUUGAGGAAUCAUUUCCUCAAAACAUUGGCAACAUUCUAGAUCCUAGAAUCGUUCCCAGCUAUGGAGACGAAGAAGCAGGAAGUAACUUAAACCAAGAAAAUCAUCCAAUGGCUGGAACAAUGAGCUGCAUCAUCGAGCUCAUUAAGCUUGGCCUAUUAUGCGCUGCAGAGACGCCCAAAGAUCGUCCAGCAAUGCAAGACGUUUACAGCGAAGUCACCGCAAUCAAAGAAGUUUUUUCAGCACUGCAGGGCUGAGCAAAAGCUACAACAGCUUCUGAUGCUCACAUGUUCUGGUCCAUGAAGACCUAUGGCUAGUUUGCUUUACAUGAAGCUUUAUUUAGGUUUAAUUAAAUCAUGUAUGUUGUGUACCGAUUUCUAUUAUACUAGUAUAUGUUUGUCACGUACUUCAGCAUAAGUAAUGUUGUUGAGGCUA
Lolium rigidum is the source of this 3645-nucleotide messenger RNA. RefSeq names its product receptor kinase-like protein Xa21. Gene Ontology annotation, cellular component: plasma membrane. The transcript has 2 exons. Bases 42 to 3467 code for a protein of 1141 amino acids. The record is from RefSeq and is a predicted model, not a curated record. Gene Ontology annotation, biological process: hormone-mediated signaling pathway; protein phosphorylation. Gene Ontology annotation, molecular function: ATP binding; protein binding; protein kinase activity. NCBI's taxonomy places the organism in Eukaryota, Viridiplantae, Streptophyta, Magnoliopsida, Poales, Poaceae.